AGUUUACAACAUUUACGUCAACUGUCAAAUUAGUAAUUUUACGAUACUCAAUAUACAGCAACGUCGUUGUAUUUUUAAUAAAAUUGUUGUUUUUAACGCUCAUUUUUGCAAAACAAAGUUUCAAGAAAGUGAUACGGUUAAUGGUUGCUCAAUUUUAUUAACGGAACGAUGUUUUUUGUGCGACGAGUUAUGGUUUAGUGAGAAUUUUACGACGACAUUGUGGUAGUGAAGGAUUGGAAUCACGUAUUAUUAGAUUAAAAACGGCAGUACAAAAUGGACCUAGUACAAAACCCUAAUAACAAUCGGGAUGGGAUGAACAACGAAGUUUCGUCCACAUCCAGUGACGAUACGAGCGUCCCUGUAAAACGACUGACAAAAGUAUACAAAAAGCAUUAUAAAGAAACUGCGAUAUCGGACAACGAAAUGGGUCCGCGCCAAAGGAACUUACAAACCCGUAACCACUAUAAAAGUACUGGAAACUUAAAUGAAGGGUACAGAGACUUCAGGUCUUUGCAAAGCAGCAUUAGCAACAUAGAUCUGAGUCUACAUCGAGAGGAUAUUAAAAAAUUUGAGUCCCUACAGAUACCUAUAGUAGGCUAUGAGAUUAUGGAGGAAAGAGCUCGAUUCACGAUUUACAAAUUGAAAGUCGAAGAUGAUAAUUCUGACCAAAGUUGGCUCGUGUUCAGACGGUAUACAGAUUUUGUCAGAUUAUAUUCAAGGAUAAAGGCUGAACAACCAAAUUUGAAUUUGCCAUUGCCUGGCAAAAGAUGGUUUCGGGAUAACUUUGAACCGGCUUUUCUGGAGGAUAGAGUGAGAGGAUUGCAGAUUUUUGUCAAUGCUAUUCUGAUGAAGCUGCCAAAUCAUCCCGUUGUAAGAGAGUUUUUCUGCUUAGAUGAGCCUCCUCAAGUCUUUUCUUAUCAGCCCGAAGUCCAAGCUGUUUAUGGAGCCCUGGAAGACUCAAUAAGUACGCUAAAAAUGCAAUUGAAACAGAAAGAUGCAACGAUAUUGCAUCUGCAGAAAAGAUUGGCUCAACUAGAAGCUCAAGUUAAAAACUGUGGGAACUGUAGUUCAAAUGUUUAAUUUAAGCAAGUGUAGGGUGAAUAGUUAUAUAGUGAACUAAGUUAAUCCUGUGGGUUCGUGUGAAAAAAGUAAUAUAUUAAAAUAUAUUUCCUAUGACUGCCUCGUUGGUCGAGUGGUCGCAAGUGCGACUGCCGGAUAAGGGGUCUCGGAUUUGCUUCCCGGUAUCGGAUCCCCUGUAUAUUAUGAACUCAUUCUAUAAUAUCUAUUCACCCCCCAAUAUAUUUUUAAGACUCAUUUUAAUAUAAAAUUUUGUACAAAUAAUAUAAUAUUUAAAUGUUACUAAACAAACCAGCCGCAAUAAUAGAACUGAUACCCGUUUUUACCAACCAUCCCUAAAUAUAUGGAAUGUAAUGAGAUUUUUAAAGAUUUUUGACCCGUUUACCUUCUGGGCCUAUUUCUGUCAUUUUUCUUAUAUCGACAGCUAACGCCCGAAUACUGAAAUGCUACACAAUUUUAAGUCGUACUUAAAUAUCGUGCUAUCUCUGUCAUUUUAUAAAGAAUUGAUUGGGACCGAACUAGUUUUGAGAGCGUCUUAAAAUUGAGUAGCAUUUGAGUAUUCGGACAUAAGAUGAUAACAAAUAUGUGGUUUAAAUUAAGUCAUAAGAGUUCUCCCCAUACGGUAUAUGUCCAUCUUCUAAAAUAGCUUAAUUUUUUAAAGGCUGGUCCUAUAGAAAAGAAAGAAAGAAAAGAAAUCUACCUAAAGAAAGAAACCUAUCUGUCCAACAAUUCACAAGUGGCCUCAAUAUUAUAAUGAAAUUAUAUGAUAUUUCAUAUUUAUGUAAUUUACGUACUCACGAAAACUUUUCGAGGAAAGCUCGACUAGUUUCAAGUCACAUCGGGACUCUAAUUCAUGAGUAGCGCGAUGCGACGUAUGUAUUAUUUAAUGUAGUAUUUCUCACGAUUGUUUUUAUACAAAAUUGUAGUAUGUAUGCAACCAAAAAUUUAUGUUUUGAGUAGUAUAAUAAGGUAUAUGUCAAAAUGAAAUUUAUUAUUACUUUUUUAAGAGAGAAAAUGGCGCUGUAAGAAUUGUAUGAAAUUGUAUACAGUAAAGAGUGUAGACAGUUAAUAUUUUAUGUUUCAAAAAACGGUUUAAUUUCGAUAAAAUUAACCUAUAUAAUAGGGAAAGAUCUUUUCAUAUUUGGCCCAGUAGUUUUAAAGAUUACUGUGCACAAAUACAAACAAAAAAAUCUUUUCGUCAGAACAUUUUAAUCAUUGCUCAUAAUUGCCUUCUUAAAAACAAUAUUUGAGUAGUUUUUACAAUAGGGUGCUUUUAUAGUCAAUAACACGUCGCAUUUAAAUAAAUAAGGUACAAAAUAAUAAUAUGUUAUAAAUAAAUAGUAUUUUUAGACUAUAUUGGACUCUUAUAGGUAAGCGUCCACAGGCCCGUAUCGUACGCAUUCCGUAUGACGUCAUCAGCAUCAAAGUCAAAGUGAACAUUAUUUAUUUCAAAUAGACCAGGAAGGCGCUUUUGAACGACAAAGCAAAUAUAAUAAUAUUAAUAACGUCUGUGUAUCGGUCAGUCCUUUAGUUGCUCUAUUUGCUCGUUCCAAAGUGUAGAUUCCUAUGGAGAAGAACGAGCAAGUAACUUCAUAGGUUACUCUUUUUCAAUUAGAUUCACAUUCACAAUACAAUUCUUGGUUACAUUGUUUCGAUUGCUUCAACUAUGUGAGAACAAUGUAAAACUAAUAUUCAGUCAAAGUGAUAGAAAAAGAAAAUCGUAUGUAGACAUUGCCGAUGAUGCGGUCCGUACGAUGCGGAUCAGUGGACGCAGUUGUAUAAGUUUCUAUACAAGACUAACUAAAAUCCGUUGCGUGCGAUGCGUACGAUACGGGCCUGUGGACGCUUACCUUUUAGCAUUUGUAUAUAAGGGUUUAUUAUAAAUAGUGAUCUAUGAAAUUAUUAAUUGUAAUUUAGGCUAUCAGUUAGAUAAUGAAAAAAUGGCUCACCCACACUUGAUUUUUUUAACUGAUUGGCUAAAAUAUAUGACAUUUUUGCUAACUUAUGAUGUUUUUUGUAAGUAGUGGUAGCUAACGAAACAGCUAAAUAUGGAGUCUUUAGUUCGAUUCCCAUUUUAAUAUCGAUUUUUUUAAUAGCAGCACUGUAUACCGCCCGGCACGUUAUUUGGCAAGAUUUUGUAGUUGUAGGUUCGCACAUUGUGUAUUUUCUCAUUAUUUCAUCACUAGUCUGUUCGCGUGAGAUAAAACGCUUAACCUACCGCUUUAAAAAAAAUUGUGGCCCCUUUUAUUCUUUUAUUUUUCGAGAGGAAAAAAUUACCACUUUCCCUCAUCGUCUCUCAAGACUCAAAGAGGGAACUUACCGCUACUAUAAUAUCGGGCCCAUGUUUGGGCUCUUUUAGCCCUUUAUAAUGACAUUAAUUAUCCUAAAUUGCUGCCAACUUUUACGCGGAAAAAAAGAAAUUAUUAUUUGUGAAUUUUUCUCAAGUAAUUUGGCCCCUGAAGCCCUGGAGCCUCUGAAUCAUUGUCUAUUUGGAAGAAAGUUAACAUAAGAAAUAUAAUUUAGAAUGAUAUUGUAAAAUUACGUCCCUAUUAACAAUAAUAGUUAAAUUGAGAAAAUACGACCCCUACUACGCCAAAAUCUUACUUUCUUUCAUGUCGGGUAUAAAUAUUUGUCAAUAAUCAUUUUGUUCGUACUAAAAACCAGGUUUCAAAUAAUUACUGUGAUAAUUUUACUAACAUACAUUGAUUUUAUAUUGUUAUUCAUUAUUAAUAAUAAUUAGUUAUAUUAAUUAUUGUAUAAUAAGCAAUAUAAGUGCCUUAAAUUGUAACAUAUGGGACAGUUAACAUGACAUGGUAGAAAAAUUUACAAGAUCAUAUACCAAAGUUAUUUAGUAUUUAAAUAAAAAAAUAUAGAUGGAUCCAGUACAGAGACAGUAACCAUUGGUCGGCUACUGAGUCCACGAAUGGUUACAGAAGAUAUGGCUUCGUUACAAAGCGUACAAGUAUAACGUAACGCAAUUUUUGAAGAUGGUUGACCCCCUUUCCCCUUUGUAACGCAACGUAAAGUUUUAUGUACCCCACUCCCCCUCUAAACGUUACGUAACAUCCAAGUGACCAUUUUUAAGUUACAAAAUGUUAUGUUUAUAGUUAUUAUCCUUGGUACACUUUUAAUUCGCUUUGCAGUAAUAAUACUAAAUAAAACAAGACAUUUUUGACUGCCUCGUUGGCCGAGUGGUCGCAAGUGCGACUGCCGGACAAGGGGUCUCGGGUUCGAUUCCCGGGUCGGGCAAAGAAUUACUGGGCCUUUUUCGGUUUUUCGAAAAUUUCUCAGUGACAGCACGGAGUCUGGAAUUGUGCCCAGUUUAUGGCAAUAGGCUCACCUCUCUCUCACCUCUAGGUGGGUGUACAUUGUAUAGCGGCAUUACGUGUCGUAUUGAGCAUCUCUGCCUACCCCUUCGGGGAUAAAAGGCGUGACGUUGCUUUUUUUUAAAACAAGACAUUUUUACUCCGCAACACCUGCGCAUUUUAUUUAUAUUAUAUUUGUGUUGUAAGAAAGGGGUCUUUCUACCACCCUAGUAACGAAUCGUAAUGUUUUACGAGACACCCCUCCCUCCAAAAUGCGUAACGUAAUACUUCAACGCCCCCUCAAAGCGUACAAUUUAGUAUAACAAUAGCUACUGUCCCUGUACUUAAUUAAUCUUUAUUCUCUUAAAUGCAUACUAAAUAACUUGGCUGACUGUAUUUUUCUAAUUAGAAUCAAUUGUUUUUUAAUAUAUGAAGUGUUAUGAUAACUAACUCUUAGGCUAUUCUGUAUCCUCAGUACGAGUUUGCUUCAUCGAAACAAGAGCGCAUUCGGCGCUUUGAUUGUAUUGUUCACUAGCUACUUCCGCGCGGUUUCACCCGCUCUGCUUGGCUCCUAUUAGUCAUAGCGUGAUGUUUUAUAGCCUAUAGCCUUCCUUGAUAAAUGCACUAUUCAACACAAAAAGAAUUAUUCAAAUCGGACCAGUAGUUCUGGAGAUUAGCGCGUUCAAACAAACAAACAAACAAACAAAUAGUAUAGAUUUGAACCGGCCAAUCACAGUGCCGAACGCACUCUCGUUUCCCUCAAACUCGUACUACGCCCUCUGUAAUUGUCAAUUUGAAACAUUUCAAGUGAGCUCUAUUGCAUUCUCACCCGUCAUUGGUAGAGAUGAUUCUCACAACCAAUGAAAUGGUGGACCAAGAUCGAGCUUGCUUCAAAUUGACAAUACAGUAUAUUAAUUAUUAUGUUAUCGGCUUACUCAUGUAACUGUUUGACGAGGAACUCGACUAGUUUCAAGUCAUGACACACACACGACGCGGCGAUUAUCGCGCUGGUACUGGCUUGUUGCGCUGCGACAAUCGUCGCGUCGUGUGUCGCAGAAUGCUGCUCAUGAAUAUGAGCCUCUAGCAUGGCUUGAAACUAGUCGAGUUCCUCGUCAAACAGUUACGUGAGUAAGCCGAUAACAUAAUAAUUAAUUUAGUUCUCACGAAAGUUAUAAUAAAAUUACAGAAUAGCCUAGCUGUAUAGCAUUUGGACCAACAAAGUAUAAAAUAAGGCUCAUAUAGGUAGAUUAUUUGGUAGGAUUUAAAUGUUAAUGUAUGAUGAAAUGUAACCACGAAUAAAUGUUAUUGAUAAUAGUACAAAUUUUAUACAUCUUUAUUAUUUCAAUUCUUAUAUCUGUAUUGAAGUUUUCGGGUGUUUCUUCAAAAAACUUUAACUUUUUUUAACAAAUCAUUAUUCUCCCGCGUUAUUGAGCAUCGUGGUAGCUUAUUAUCAUCCUUAUUUUUAUUGGAUUGGUUGAGAGCAGAGUCACAGCUUAAUUUAUUGAAACCAAAUUUUGUGUUUCAAUCGGCAGAAUUGAUAACUUUUGGUUGAGGAUAAUGACGCCGUUAACUUUUUAUGAUUUGUUUUUGAAGAACUACUCUUUCCCACCCACAGCUUAGAUACGAUACCUAUUCAAUUUCUGGAUCGCGAAUUUCUAGAAAAUAUUAAAACUAGCUUCUACCAGCGAUUCCGCCCGCAUUCCCGUGGGAUAAAUAGCCUAUGUGUUAUUCCAGACCAUAAUCUACCACUGUUCCUAACACCAAGAUCCCUUCAGCCGUUUUUGCGUGAAGGCGUAACAAACAAACAUACAAAUUUUCGCAUUUAUAAUAUUAUAGUAAGAUUAGACCAAUAUUAAGGCAAUUUUGACCGUCCAACAAAAAGUGCCAAUCUGCAUUUUUUUUUUUUUUUGAGUGGGUAAAUUAUCCUAUGACCUACUUCUCCCGCCUUGGGCGAAGCGAGAGGGAGUGUCAGACUCUUACUGACUAAAACCACCCCGUUCCUACUCCUGCUUUUCGAGCUUGAGCCCGGUAAACCCACUAGGGAGUCCGCAGCUCCGGUUCUAACAUCAGCCCUACUGGACCCCACGUGUGGUGGUCUGAUGGCUCUUUGAGGCGCGUGCGGUACGGUCAGUCCUCUAUUUGCUCGUUCCAAUGUGUAGAUUCCUAUAGAGAAGAACGAGUAAGAAACUGAGUUUCUUUUCAGCUUGUCAUUUUGUCAGUAAUAGCAUAGGGUCUGGAAUUGUGCCCCCUAUAUGGCAAUAGACUCACCCCCUAUUGCAUGGGACUUAUGACAUAAAUGAUGAAAAGUGGGUGUUACAUGAAAAAAUGUGACAUUGUAUCUAUUGAUUUAAAAAUCUUAGUUUUAUAUCGAAAUUGUAAAUAUGGAAAAUGUAUUAAUUGUAUGGUUUAGUUUCUAGUAUAGUUUGUGUAAUAAUAUGAUUAUUAUUAUAAACAAAUGUGCAUGUUUAAAAAUGAUUUGUUUCAAUUAUUAAAAUAAAAUUUUAUACUAUU
This is a messenger RNA of Spodoptera frugiperda (fall armyworm), 6893 nucleotides long. RefSeq names its product sorting nexin-16 (gene Snx16). Gene Ontology annotation, cellular component: extrinsic component of endosome membrane; early endosome; late endosome. Gene Ontology annotation, molecular function: phosphatidylinositol binding. The record is from RefSeq and is a predicted model, not a curated record. Gene Ontology annotation, biological process: endosome to lysosome transport; early endosome to late endosome transport; protein targeting to lysosome. The coding region runs from base 274 to 1080 and encodes 268 amino acids. NCBI's taxonomy places the organism in Eukaryota, Metazoa, Arthropoda, Insecta, Lepidoptera, Noctuidae. The transcript is spliced from 2 exons.